Molecule: messenger RNA, 276 nt
Organism: Morchella importuna
Lineage: Eukaryota; Fungi; Ascomycota; Pezizomycetes; Pezizales; Morchellaceae
Exons: 2
Coding region: 1-276 (91 amino acids)
Source: RefSeq, a predicted model, not a curated record
AUGCAAAUGACCACAGCUCCAACCACCGCGAACACCCCAUCUCCCAAUCGAACAAUCGUCGAGUACGAGCUCCUCAUAUCCAGCAGGACCCUCCGCGCAUGGUAUCAAAUUACGUACGGUUUUGGCGAGUGGUAUGUACAUUUGCGUAGCAACGGCGACUACGAGUUCUAUAGUGCGGAGGAGCUUUGGGGCUGGGAGCACCUAGAUUCUCACAGGGUAUGCGUAUGUGUAUAUGGGGCGGUCGUGGUGCAGGGGGCGCGGCGCAGAGAAUGUUGA